GUGACAUGUUUGUAGCAAAAAGAAAAACGUUUAGAAAUCAAAGUGUUGAGAAAGACUUCUUAAUAAUAUCAAAUUGUUUGGAAAGACUUCUUAAUAAUAUCAAAUUGUUUGGAAAGACUUCUUAAUAAUAUCAAAUUGUUUGGAAAGACUGCUUGAUAAGAAUGUUGUGUCGCUGGUCAGGUUUCAGUUACAGGUUAAAUUUAGCUCUGUUUUUAUUUACGACAAGCGACUUAUCAAUAAGUGCUCGCGCCAUAGAGCAAGACAGUGCUCGAUCUACCCAAACGCCGAAUGUAGUUGUCAACCUGACCCGAAUGCCUCGACGUGUUAACAUGACCCAGCAGAAUGUGUUUGUCAACAUGACUCGACAUCGACAUGUCAACUUGACCCAACAGAAUACCAAUGUCAAGAAUAGUGGAAAAUCCAAAAGCAGACGGUAUACCUACGAGGACACGCAUCAGUGGCCAGCAGACGACACGUUGGACUAUGAUUUCAUGGAUGGUGAAAUCAAAGAGGCGCCUCUAUGGGAGCGGAUAGGGCAGAACUGGCAGGUGGUAGGUCUCCGGCUCAUCUUCAUCUUUUCCGCCCUGUGUGUGGCCAUCAUGCUGUGUUGCUGCUGCUGCCAGAUAGCUCUACGUGCGUACUGCUUCAACCUGCAGUCCGUCUGUAACUGGGGAUCAGCUCAAGAGAUAAUUACGUCCUGCUACGAGGAUCCCAUGUACAGCAAGGCAAAGAGGACUGCAGCAUUGUUUGGACUCAAGCUGGAUUACAAGACGUAUAAACGCAUCAAAGAUCAGCAUGACCCUGGAACAUCCAAUGCGCUGAAUCCACUAGGCUUACCUUGGAUGGAAAAUUAACACAUUUUUUUUAUAGGUACUGACACAAAGCUUUUUGACUAGUAAGCUUACACUAAAUGCAAAAUUGUAAUGUUGAAGCUAGAAAAAAAAUAAUUUGAGAAUAGCCUAAUGUAUGUAGAUCUAGGAUCCAAACUUAAAUGACAUGGUUAGAACACCUUUUUUACAUUACAAAAACACAAACAAGGGACAUGAGUUUGAAUGCAAUUGUUUUAUCAAACUGUUUAAGAGGCUUUUUGUGUGCUGUACAGCUGUACAUGUAGCAAAAUUAGUUAAUAGUAAAAAAAGAAUCUGUUUAUGUAGCGAAUGGACAAGUUUUCCAUUGGACUUCUUUGUUUUAACCAUGUACCAUUACUUGCUAUUACUUUGUAUUCAUUCUGAAAUGGUGAGUGCAUUUUGUGUCAGGCAAUAUUCAGUCUUCUGGAGGGGAAACACUACAAGACAUUAAGCUUACCCUUGACCUCCAGCCAGAAAUUAAACCAGUAUGUUAAAUGAAUGUUUGAGAGCUAGUACAUU
This is a messenger RNA of Biomphalaria glabrata, 1367 nucleotides long. RefSeq lists its product as uncharacterized. The coding region runs from base 162 to 854 and encodes 230 amino acids. The transcript has 5 exons. NCBI's taxonomy places the organism in Eukaryota, Metazoa, Mollusca, Gastropoda, Planorbidae. The record is from RefSeq and is a predicted model, not a curated record.